Molecule: messenger RNA, 960 nt
Organism: Cercopithifilaria johnstoni
Lineage: Eukaryota; Metazoa; Nematoda; Chromadorea; Rhabditida; Onchocercidae
Source: the annotation of a GenBank genome assembly
AUGGCCGAAGAAUCAUCAGCUUUACCAGUAAAAAAUUUGGAUGUAUUCACUGAUCCAUUGCUGCAACGUCUCCAUCGAAUGUUUACCGUAUUUAGUGAUAAUCAACGCCAUAUAAGUUCAUAUCAAGCUCAUUUCAUCAUUGGGCAGUUGUUCAGGUUAAAUCUUGGGACUGAGCAGAUACAGAACGGUUUAUCAACAUUGAUACGGUCUGAUGCCAUAACCUUCCAUGAUUUGUUACGGAUGUGUGAUUUACUAUUUCCGGAUCGAAAACAGUUCGAACCAUUGGUAGAUCGGGUUUUUGAGCGAUAUGUACAGCACAUUAUUUGUAAGGGCUUUUUACUGCACUGCAGCAAAAGGAAUAAAAAGAAGCAUUGCCUGAUAGCAAGCAAUAAUUCCAAAUGGCGAGUUUAUUGGUGUACGAUAACACCUGGUGCGAUGCAGUUGUGGCCGUUGCAUAAAUCGACAACUGUUAGAAAUAGAAGAACAAUCGCUAUCGGUCAGACAUCAUCUGUUCAAGUAAGUACAUUCGAUGAGGAACGAUUUACAUGGCUACUUAUCGCAGAAUCAAAGCAGAAAUACGAAUUUGGUCAUUUCGAUGAACUGCGACGGAAGCACUGGAUACUCGCAAUGAAUUUGGCUAGAGAGCAAAGAUCGGUGGAGGAUUUGCAGAACUAUGACCGAGAGUGUUCGCGUAGCACGGAGUAUCGUGUGCUACAAGACAAAAAUUUGUCCUGGAGAUUGGCACUCGAGUGUGAAAAUGAACGGUUGAUGCAAUUGCUAGACGAUCAAAGAAGGGCCCUUCGCGAUGAGGAAAUCGUUAGAACGAUAGCUGCUAGGAUGCUUGACGAAGAACGUGAGAGACGCGAAAAGCUGGAAGAAAAGUUACAGGGUUUGAUUAGGAAUCUCGACGAAAACUGCAAUAGCGAUUCCGGCACGACAAGAGAUGUCCUGGAAGGUUGA